Molecule: messenger RNA, 1396 nt
Organism: Cladocopium goreaui
Lineage: Eukaryota; Dinophyceae; Suessiales; Symbiodiniaceae
Source: the annotation of a GenBank genome assembly
GCCCAAAAAAAUGCAGCAAAAGUUGGCGCGCCUGUGAUUGCGCAAGGCUUCCACUUCUGAAUAAGCUUUGGGCUCAGAAACAAGUGGUGCUGACACUGUGGGGUCAGAGUUGCAGACGCAGCACUGGGACCGUUGCUGCUGGGAGUCAACAUGGCACCGAAAAAACCUGCAGCAAAGAAAGGGACCGUCAAGUCGACGAUGAAGGCCUUAAAAAAACCCGCUGCGCUCAAGAAACCCGCGGCCGCAGCUGCUAAGAAACCAAGUGUCCCAAAGGUGGCCAAAGAACUCCAGGCAUUGGAAGCCAAAGUGGUAAAUCUGGAGCGACGGCCAGAUAGGUGGAAGCGCGUCGAAGCAGCGCUGAAGAAGGAGCUGCCGUGGUUGAAGGUCGAGCGCUUCCUGGCCUCGGACGGAUCCAAGAGUAUCAUCCCAGAAGAGGAAGUCUCAAUGAAGUGGAACACCUCCAGAAAUGCCAACUUCGCAGACUUCUACGAGUGGGCCUUCGAGGAUGGCACCACUUGGAUGUGGGCAGCGGAUGCCCCGGAAGAGGACGACACUUGGAAAUUCACUGAGAAUGGUGAUGGCUUCAGCUACAUAAGAGAUGCGCCGACGUUUCAUGAGAAGGAGCCACCCACCGGGACACUCGAAAAGAAGGCCACGGGCGAAAAGUUUACUGUGAAGUUGCGCUUUGCCACGAAGUACUUGAACCCGGGAGAGACACAGCUGAUGUCUGGGGGUGAGCGUGGCUGCGCGCACUCGCACAGGCGCUUGUGGGAAUUUGCAGCAGCCCGGGAAGAGCCCACCCUGGUGCUUGAGGAUGACGUGCACAUUGGCUUUGACCGAAAUGGUGAUAAGGGCAAGAUGAACGGCAAGGUCUUCACCAAACGCCUGGAGGAAGCCAUCAAGCGCGCGCCGGCAGAUUUCGAUGUGAUCUAUUUGGGCUGGAGUGGUUGGAGAGGUGGCAAUUUCAAGCUUUGGAAGGAGGAUGAUUCUGGACUUGCUCCAGAAGACAAGAGUUUCCUUCAGAAGGCUGAGUACGUGUGGACAACAGUGGCAUAUGUGAUUUCACAGGCUGGUGCCAAGAAAUUGCUGGAAGUUGCCUCGCCCAUCGAUCAGCCUGUGGACAAUUUCAUGGCCUGGCAGGCGAGCCAGGGCAAGUUGAAGUCCUUCGUGGCGCUGGAUGCGGGGGACGAGGACUCCACCUGGGCUGGUGGCAUCGUGGACCAGUUUGACUUUCAAGGAGAUUCCGACAUCAAAAAGUCCGAUGGAGGCCACCAGGGAGAUGAUGCCAAAGAAUUUGCCGCGCCCAUGUCGACCUGAGAUGGUUUGAUCAUCCACCGAUAUCCUGCGAUGGGGUCAGGCGAUGGCUCCCAGGCAUAGUAUAGCUUGAUGGGUCAUG